This is a messenger RNA of Rosa rugosa (rugosa rose), 1843 nucleotides long. RefSeq names its product glycerophosphodiester phosphodiesterase GDPD2-like. The record is from RefSeq and is a predicted model, not a curated record. The transcript is spliced from 3 exons. Bases 1316 to 1630 code for a protein of 104 amino acids. Gene Ontology annotation, biological process: glycerophospholipid catabolic process. Gene Ontology annotation, molecular function: phosphoric diester hydrolase activity. NCBI's taxonomy places the organism in Eukaryota, Viridiplantae, Streptophyta, Magnoliopsida, Rosales, Rosaceae.
UCACAAAGCCCAUUUCUUUUUGUGGUUUCUGAGAUAUUCUAUGGUGUUGGUUCUGUGUUUUCUUCAAUUAUUUUGGAAAACCCAGAAAGCAAAAUUCAUGGUCUUAGUGUUUAAAUUUUGUGGUUCAUAGAGAUUAUAUCCAUUCUGCUAUCUCAGGACUUCUUCCUUUUGGAUUUGAAAAGAGGACAAACUUUCCUCUUCCACUUUCUUUCAGAAGCCAAAUCCAGUUAUGUAUCGGCAUUUUUAGUGAAAUGGUUAGUGGUUACUAUUAGUAAUGGUGUUGUUGAUGAAAAACAAUGGAAAACUUAGUGCAUUAAACGUACUAAGCAGAUUUUCCUAUUUUUGUUGUUGUAUAGGUUCAUGAUCUGCAAGUUCAUUGGUGAAUGGUUACUGGUUGGGUUAAUAUAUAAUAUGAAAUAGUAGCCUGAUAUUUUGGUGGUUGUGACUUUUGACAAGUAUAUAUAUGACAUGUACUACAUCUCCUUUGUGUUGAACCAAAUUCUCACAGUGUUGAACCCGCAAUGGCAAUUGUGCCAAUCACAGCCGCUGGUGCUCCCGGUGCUGUUUCUGGAGCACUAGUUACUCCAGGAUAUCGGGAUGGUGCUCAAUCACAGCUUUGGUUACAAGUUAGUAUACUUCCCUAUAUUACAAAUUCAACUUGCUUGCUUUCUUAUCACCGUUUUCUAUAGCCUUUGAAUUAGUUUUUUGAAGCUUAGAAGUUGGUUUGCAUUCUAUUUCGAAAAUUGAUAUUUGAUAUGCAAUUCAUAAGUCUUCAAUAGGAUUUGUGUAGCUGUUAUACAUAAUGACAGGAGGAGUGUUAUGUGAUAUUCCACAAAUAUGUUGAGCUCUAUCAAUGUAGUUGACUGAUCACAUAUGUUUUUUUUGGGUCUUAAAGAAAGCUGGACUUGGAGCAUCUUUUGCCAGCUCCUAUUGGUUUUGUUGACAGCAAGACACAAGUUACUCGGUGGGAAGAGGGGAAUGGUGUUGGUAAGAUGGGCCGUUUUGGCUCUAUCUUGUGCCCCAUUUGGAUGGUAAGAUGGGCAGAGUUUCUAAUUCUGUGUCCUCUGAAAAAAAAAUGCAAAAAAAAGGCACUGCCUAAUUGAGUUUUUUGGUUUACAAAUUUGUUUAGUUUGUUAUAUGAUGGUGACCAUCUGAUAAUGGCCUUGAUUUAUAUAUUGGUUCAGGCACAUAACUUAGCUGUCUCAAUUUCCUGUUAAGAUUAUAUAUCAUUUAUAAGCUGGAAUUUAUUACAUGUUGGUAUAAGACACAGAGGCCGAAGUUGGUAUUGAUAGGACACAGAGGAAAUGGAACGAACAUGUUGCAGUCCUCUGAUAUCAUAAUGAGAGGAAUCAAAGGGAACUCAAUCCUCUCCUUCAAUACUGCUGCUCAAUUCCCAAUUGAUUUUGUUGAGUUCGACGUUCAGGUGACCAAAGAUGACUGUCCAGUAAUUUUCCAUGACAGCUUUAUCGUCAGCGAGGACAAGGUGAUAUCUUGUGUGGAAUUUGGUUUCAAGAUGUUUUCAUUGAGAAGAGAGUUACAGACCUUAAGCUACCAGAAUUUCUUUCCUAUAGACCCCGGAAACAGCUUGGAGAGGUCAUCAUCAAUGUUGAUUUGUUUGUUUUCAUAUUGAUUUUUUUGUAUCUGUGGAUUUUUUGUGGAAUUGAAGUUUGAUGAUCACAUAGUCUACAAAGAGAGACAGCUCAAGCAUGUUCUUCAAGUAAUCUUGCAGGUAACAAUGCUUAUUUUAUAGUCUAUAUAUGUGUAAUAGUUGUUGUCUUAAGGUUUACUGGUAGAACACAAAUCGAAAUUGGGUACUUCAACCUCUUUCUUCUACAAUGUACAA